Molecule: messenger RNA, 8565 nt
Organism: Hyalella azteca
Lineage: Eukaryota; Metazoa; Arthropoda; Malacostraca; Amphipoda; Hyalellidae
Product: potassium voltage-gated channel protein Shab
Exons: 10
Coding region: 1112-4054 (980 amino acids)
Biological process (GO): protein homooligomerization; potassium ion transmembrane transport
Cellular component (GO): membrane; voltage-gated potassium channel complex
Molecular function (GO): delayed rectifier potassium channel activity; protein binding
Source: RefSeq, a predicted model, not a curated record
AAUCUGCGGGGUAAUUGUGAUUAUGUUCUUUUAUCAUUGAAAAUAUCAACUCUACAUUUCGCAAUCGUAGGGCCUUGUCGUUUGCAAUGAUGGGAGAUCCUUACAAAUAUACAAUUCGCCUCUCACACGCAUUCCAUUCGAGUUUCUUAAGUGGCACGUGGUCAUAGACGAUGAUAUUAAACCUUUGAAAGGAUUACUGUUGAGACAGAUACUCUCUCAAUAAUUCUUCUUAGUUUCUUGAUUAACUUUCCUUCACUGGCGUUAGCUUCCAAUUCCUUUAAUAUACGACAUGGCCAAUUUAUUCAAGGUCCAGGGAUUACCAUGGGAAGAUAAAUGUUAGAAUUCGUCCUAAUUUCUGUUGACUUAGCUCAAGUUUGCUUCUCAUGUUACUAAGCCUCUUAGGUACUGGUCGAUGCGGCGGUCUUAUGAAAUGGCCAUCAAUUUAAGCAAAUCAGUCUACCCAAUUAAAAUUUGUUCAAUUUACUCUCUCACUUAACUCGUUGUGUUUACGUAUUACGCUAAUUACAUCGAGAAUGUUUUCAGGAGGAAAUUUGCGGAAAUUUGCUCAAGUCCCGAAUUCACAAAGUCGUUUGUGGUAUCAGCAACUCUUCGCUUAAGCGAAAUUUGUGUGGCGGAAGUGAUUGCUGUGUCUCUUUCCCUGUAUAUUUCACUGUCGUGUGAAAUUCGUCGUGUUUAUUUGUUCAGCCAAAGUUCCAUAGAAAGCUAUGAAUAAUUACAAAUAUCGGCAAACGGAAUAAAAAAAGUGAAGCAUAUUCUGCAGCGGUACUAGGAUUAAAUUAGAAUGUGAGAUGUGUACAGGUUCUCAUCAGUUUCAAGACACCUGAAGUGAAUGGUUCUGAAGGCGUAAUUAACAAACAGCAAAUUAUGCAGUGUCAGAAGUUUCAGCGUCUAAAUUCUCUCUAGAGAAAUAUAUAAACUUCACCAGGACUGUGAAUAUCCCGUCGCCCACAGCUCCAUCUCAUCUCUCGGGCCAUGGUAGGAUGACGAGCGUGACGGGCUGAUGGAUUCGUCGUCGCUGCUCCGAGGAUCCGCCGGCUGGCGGGUCGCAGGCUGAAGAUCUCUUGCCAGGCUGGAGGUGAAGCACAGCCAAAUGGUGGGAGACGUUCCAGGAGCGACGGGGGUGAGGUGGGGUGACGAAGGAGGUGUGGACGAGCGACUCCUGCAGGAAGAAGAGGAUGGAGAAGACAAAGAAGACAGGGAAGGGCAGGUGCGCUUCUCGAUGUCCAGGCUGCAGAGCAGAUCCAUCGUCUCCCUGCCACCGGAGCCCUUCAUGAUCAUGCGUUCAAAGGCGCUGAACAGACGCGUGCAGCUGAACGUCGGGGGAGUGCGACACGAGGUGCUGUGGCGGACGCUGGAGCGACUUCCUCAUACAAGACUCGGCAGACUAAGAGAAUGCAACACGCAUGAAUCCAUCAUGGAACUUUGUGAUGAUUAUUCCCUCAUAGAAAAUGAGUAUUUCUUUGACAGACAUCCUCGGUCGUUCUCCUCCAUCUUAAAUUUUUACCGCACUGGUAAAUUACACCUGGUGGAAGAGAUGUGUGUGUUGGCGUUCAGCGAUGACCUGGAAUACUGGGGUAUCGAUGAGCUGUACCUCGAGUCGUGCUGCCAGCACAAGUACCACCAAAGAAAGGAGCACGUGCACGAAGAGAUGAGAAAGGAGGCAGAGUCCCUCAAGCAAAGAGAAGAUGAGGACUUUGGCGACGGCGCUUGUGCGCCAUACCAGAAGUUCUUGUGGGACCUCAUGGAGAAACCACAGACUUCGUUCGCUUCCAGGGUUCUGGCAGUGAUCUCCGUGGUCUUCAUCGUGGUGUCUACUGUAGCUCUCGUCCUAAACACAGUGCCAACUUUCCAAGGCGAAGAUCAAACAGAUAACGAAACUUUGGCAAUGGUUGAAGCUGUCUGUAUCACAUGGUUCACGCUUGAAUACGUACUUAGAUUUGCCGCGAGUCCGAACAAGUGGAAAUUUUUCAAAGGAGCUAUGAAUGUUAUAGAUUUGUUGGCUAUUUUACCGUAUUUCGUGUCACUUUUUCUCAUAGAAUCAAAUAAGCAUUCUGACCAAUUUCAAGACGUUAGAAGAAUCGUACAAAUUUUCAGAAUAAUGAGAAUUCUGAGAAUUUUAAAACUUGCCAGACAUUCGACUGGCCUUCAGAGUUUAGGUUUCACGUUGAAGAACUCCUACAAAGAGCUGGGUCUCCUCAUGUUGUUUUUGGCAAUGGGUGUUCUAGUGUUUUCAAGUUUGUGCUACUUCGCGGAGAAAGAAGCUAAUCCCUUAUAUGGCAGCAUACCAGAAGCUUUCUGGUGGGCUGGCAUUACAAUGACCACCGUUGGGUACGGCGAUAUUUAUCCAGUGACACCGCUAGGCAAAGUGAUAGGUUCAGUGUGCUGUAUUUGUGGUGUGCUGGUCAUUGCGCUGCCUAUUCCUAUCAUCGUCAACAACUUCGCCGAGUUCUACAAGAACCAAAUGCGUCGAGACAAAGCGCUCAAGAGGCGCGAGGCUCUCGAGCGAGCGAAGAGGGAAGGCAGCAUAGUGUCCUUCCACCACGUAAAUCUCCGAGACGCCUUCGCAAAGUCCAUGGACCUCAUCGACGUCAUUGUUGACACAGGCCACAACAUGUCUCAAGCUGACGCCAACUCUUUGGCGGGAGAAGAAUCCAUCCGCGCAGGUCACACUGGUACCGGCUGCUAUAAGAACCAUGAGCAUCACCAGGGUCGAAAAGGACCAUCGUCUGACGACCAUUCUACUGGAGUGAUGGACUCAAGCGCUACCAGGCUGGACAAUCAGCCGAACAACAAGUUGCCGGCGCCGUUCAUAGCGUCGGGCAUUGAAGACAAGUCAGGCGCCGACACGCCUAACUUCCAGACGCCGGAAAGUGUGCGGCGCCACGUGAAGGUAGCUCUGCUGGCAGAUACUAGCACAGUUUACAAAUGUUGCCACUGUUCUAAGGAGAUGUCAGCUACUUCCUCUCCUUUGGCGGUAAAACUCAUCAAUGGCUCGGACUUCAGUAAAGACGCUGCGUCUUACCCUUUAACUCCCCGUUUGCUGAACAAGGCCGUGGUUCAGCGUCCCUCGGCGUACCCUCUCGACGCCGGUGAAGCAAGUAAGCCCGAGGGCAGUUCCCUCUCCUCUUCAGCAGCCUGUAAGCAAAGCUCAACUGAAGGCGGAGAUCCACAAGUGCCUGACACUUCAGGUGGCGGUAGUGGCAAAUCAUCGGUGAGAGGCGCCGACUUUUCAGGCCUGAGGCCAUCCCAUUCUUUCUACGAUCGCGGCAAGAAGUCCAUUCUGAAACACCGCGACCCAGAAACUGAACAACUCCUACCACCAAUCAGCACAGACUCCCCUGGGAAGAGAAACCGACCAACUCCUCCUGUUAAAUUCGUUGGUUUGAGUGAUGACGAUGAAGAGUAUGAACGGAGAAUGCCCAUCAGAAGACAGCCCCUACCUCCCGUAACUCCUAGGUGCCUUCCUCGUGCACCGCUGACAGAUCUUUUUGCUGACUUUGAAGGUCAAGAAUAUUCUUCUAGUCCAGAAAAUAUCAUACUUGAUGGGACUUUGCUCGAUCAUGAGAAUGCUAACACUGUUGUUCGCUGCUCGAGGUUAGACUGCAAGCUUAACACCGCAGCCCACAAUGCACCUGUCAUUCAAGACCCAUUACUGUCACCUCAGCUCAUACCUCUGUGUAUCUGUGGCGCAGCCAUGAUACGUAUUCCCGCUCAGUCGAAUCAAAAGGAGAACAAAUCUUUGAUUUGUGACAUUACAGCAUCACCAAACCUAUCCAUCUUCUCUGCAGCAACUGAGCAAACUGCUUGUAUAUCUUCAGACUCCGAGGGCAUGAGUGACAAGGAAAGUACUCCGUCAUGGCUCACGCCUGACACUCCCGGCCCACAGAGGAAACAUUUGGUCUCCCGGAGUAGUAAAAAUACGAAUGAUUUAAAGCCGUCAAGAGACCUCAAUGUGGAUGAUGAAGAUCAAGCCGCGACUGAAGUGACUAAACUCAUAAAUUCUGCUGGUAAGCCUCCAGUUGACAAGAAUUAAUGAGACGCCAGUAUAGUUGUGGGUAACGAAUGGUAUGAUGCAUCUCCUCAACUAAGGUGCGUUUGGAGGCGGGUGGAGAUACGGGCCAACCACACUACCUCUGAAUUGCACUUCGAAAAUUUUUGUUCGUUUGAGUUCAUCUGCUACGUAACCCUUCAUUUAGAUUUAUAUGAUACCAAGCUUGUGAAAUAUUACGCCAGAAUGAAUGAAAAGUUUUUCAAGAAUUUUGCUCUAUUUCAUAACGAAACAAUUACCUACGUAUCAACAGUCCGUCGCCUACCUCAGACGUAUAUAUUCUUAUUAUAAUGAUGGUAUGAUAUUUAGUAAGACUCACUAUUGACUCAUUACUGUCGGUGCUCUUAUUAAACGAUUGCUACGAGCACUAUGAAUUUAAAUUCCAUCAACUAAGGGAACUCUUCCGUUCUGAGCUGCUUUUUUAGUCGCGCUCGUAGAAGAACCUAAUCAUGUAUGAAUAAUAAAUCUUAUAGAAUCGCGCAUUCCUAUCCUCAGUUAGUAGGAUCAAAUAUUCUAACAUCUAACCUAAUAAUAACCUUGCUUUGAAUAGCAUCAUUAGAGUUAGAUAUCACGCAUUUUAUGGAUAAUCAUAUAAUAAGACACAAAUGUUAUCAUGAAGGCUCGUAUAACAAAGAUAGCCAUUAUGUUGCACAUUCUGUAAAUCAUUUCAUAAAUGCUGGCUUCUGGCAACAAUGCAAACGUUUAAUGUCAUUCUCUCGUAACCAUCACGGUGCAAGGAGAGCUUCAUUCUGAUUUGCCAGAAAUUUUCCAUACCUUCUUUGAAAAUGAAUUGAAUCGUUUGCAGAAAUAUAAGCGUACAAAAGGUGACAAAACAGUAUCAAACCGAGUUCAGACAAGGUUCAGUUUUGGACAAAUUUCGAUAAGCAUUGUACCUAUCGUCAAGUGAUUGUCUAGAUAUGUAUAUGUGUUGGAAGCACGUCUUUUAGCUAGAAUUUAUCGUCCGUCUUUUUAUACUUUUUAACAUAAGUGAUUUAUUUAGUUAGCAUCUUGUCUGAUUGCGUAUGUGGUUACAAGUUACAACUGAUGGUAUUGUCUCUUUAUAUGGCUUAAAAGCUGUCUGCCCCCGAAAUUGACUCCAAAAGGAUACAGAUCUACAAGUGUACAUAGGAUUGGAUCAAUAAUAGACAAAAAUAAGGAAUGUUCGUUUGCUUGAUGUGUUCUGUCUAAAAAUUAAACAGAGAACACUAGACACUGUGCCAUUAUGUAUUCAUCGUUGGACGUGUUACUGGCCUUUUGUAGCAAUUGGAGGCUAUUAUCUUUAUUUUUAAUCAUUCUCAUGGCUCCGUUUAUGAGGGCCAUUACCUAUUUCAACUAAUCUGUUGUUACUAUAUGGAAAAUUUUUAGGCACACUUAACAAAGUGAAGAACAAUGCUGCUGCAAUCUUGUUUGUCUUCCUUACGAGCUUUACGCUUCAUUACAAUAUUUGGGAUUUUAACAAGUCAUCUAAGAACAGACGUGAAAUGUCAUUGCAAUUUCAUGCUAUAUCUGUCAUUAGAUUAAGAUGGACCAAAGUUUUCUUAUUACUUUAAGUCUCGUGCCAAAGUGUAAAAAUCUUGCAAUUCUUCCGGACCAAACUUGGCUCUAUAAAUUCCUGCCUGUAGCAGUCAAAUGGUGAAAGUAUGAGCCUGCUAUUUAAGUUAUGUGUGUCAGUAAGCUAGAAUACUAUUUAUAAUGUAUUUCACGCAAAUAUCUUCGAUGAUUCGCAUGUAUAUCUUCGUUAGAUAGCUCAAGGCGUGUUGCACUUAUUGGUCUGCUAGUGAUACAUCGUUGUUAGAAAUCUUGCUUUGCUGUGAAAUUUUUUCAUGUGCUAUACUACAUCGUUCAUCUUAACAUAUUAAUGUUAAUGAGUUAUCUUAAUGAAGGCCUUAAUGGUGGAAAACUUAUUUUAAUCAUCAACGCUCAAUCGCCGGAAAUUGCAUACAUUUCUCUUAAUUUUUUUUUUCUACAGACCUUCCGCUACACGGCCUCUUGAUACAAAUAAGUUUGUAGAGAUAUUAUUUCAUAUUAACAUUUUUAGUUCAAGGCAAAUGUAUGAUUUUGAUUUCAAAUACAUAAUCGGUGAAAUUUUGAGUUAGACAUUAAUGGUGAUGCCAUUAAUGUGAAAAAAAAAAUAAAUAUUUUGUGAUUCUUGGUCCGGAACGAUAGAAGGAGUUUUCCCAGGAAGCAAAUUAACAACAGACGAGCUUCGUCGAGCAGCAACAUUUGCUCCGGCCACGCUUUUCCUUAUUAGCUCAAUCACUUAUGGCCGAGACGUAAACUGCGCUGUAUCGAACUUGAGAUCAAUUAAUAAUACAAGAAUAUUUUGUUGUGUUUCGAGGGAGCGAAACCUCGCUUUAAUUGCAAGUCCUUUUUUCUUAUCUUCUUACUCAACUCGCCUGGCUGCUUCGGUCUUGGCGCCCGUCUCUGCUCCCAUCCCUGUUCAAGUCCCUGCUCCUUUCCCCGCUCCAGUCCCUGCCCCUGUCCUCGCUCCGUUCCUGCUCCCGUCCUCGCUCUUGUCCUCACCACCGUCCCUGCUCCGGUCCCCGCUCUUGACCUCACCACCGUCCCUGCUCCCGUCCCCGCUCUUGUCCUCACCACCGUCCCUGCUCCCGUCCCCGCUCUUGUCCUCACCACCGUCCCUUCUCCCGUCCCCGCUCUUGUCCCCACUACCGUCUCUACUCACGUCCCCGCUCCCGUCUGCGUUCUUACCCGCUCCCGUCAACGCCACUCCUGUCACUGACACUGUCACGUUUCCAUCUCGACAGUCUUCCCGGCCCUUUGUUCCCGCCAACCGUUCCUGCCCUGAUAAACCCUUGUAUGCUUUCGUGCUCAUUAAACUUGCAGACGUUCGUAUUGGCCAUUGCUCGAUUUUAGUUAAAUAAUUUCCGAAAAUUGGAAUAACCAUUACUGAAUAUUGGAUAGCUAUAAUUUUGGUAUUUGUUAGAUCAUUGCCGAAUGUUAUAAUAAUGUCCUAUAGCGUCCAUUGCUUUCUCCGGCCAACCCAUUUAGCCGCCAACAUAUUGUGCUAGUGCCUUUCUUCCUCGUGAUAUAAGUUGGAUGUCACACUUCGGUUUGUCAAUUUGUUACGUGGUAAUAUGUGGAUAUGGACAUGGCUAUCUUCCCUUAAGUUAGCUAGAAUCAGUUCGAAUACUUCAGCUCUAAUGCUUCGUCACUCAGUCAAUGGUGACGGAAUGAAUUGCGAGAUUCAUUGCAAAAGGAAAGGUUCUGUUUUUCAGAAAUGUGUGCAGUUGUGCUUACAGUGUCAGGCGACAUUUCUAAGAUGAGUGAGAAGUGAGAGUGUAGGAAUAACAUUGAUAUACUCACCAUAGGCCGUGCUUUUAACUUGUUGCGAAUGAUUCAGUCACAUAGUGACCGUGUGAUCAAGGCUUGGUAAAUGACAAAUAAUUAUAAUCUCGCCGUAGAGGCCCUGGGCUCGAUUGCAGGAAUCUUUUCAUUACAUGUUAUGUGAGAUGACAGAAGAAUUCUUAAAUGUUUAAUUGCUAUUUCUUGCGUUGAAAAGCAAUUGUUUCAAUUUAAAUGCUUUUUAAUCCAUUUUGGAUAAUACUAAUUGGAUCAUGAUUGUCAGCUAAAAUUCAAUUGGGCGCCAACAUUUUCACAGGAAUUUUCUGUGGCUCAUGGCUCAGCAGCAGGAGAAAGAUAGCAUUGUUAUCAAAAGUGGUUAUCUCACUCACUAAAAAAUGGGUCGUGAUGACCAACUUGAGAAAAUCAAAGGCUUGUCCAGAAAUGGACAAGAAAUUUUUAACUCACGUGAUCUAUUUUGGGCCAACCUGUGCUAGUUGUGACUCGCUUGUACCAGUCAUGGAUGACUCACACAAGGCGAAACUGUAAAAAAGUGAAUUCGGCCGAGUCGUGUUGACUCACAAUAUGAGAAGUGGGUCGAAAAAGUGCUCCAAUAUUUGGACAAGCCUCUGACUCACUCAGGUGGGUUAUGAUAAUUCCUAACUCAUUUUCUUGAUUGUGUUGAAGGCUUUGACGACGUAGGAAGUAUAUUUGUUUUAUUUCAAAUGUUUUUGUGCACUUAAAAUGGUUAACCAAUAUAUCAUUGAUUCUUCUAUUAUGUUAUAGAAGUGCAUUUUUGCUUGAGUCUUGGAUUCAGUCGCAUUUCGUUGCUGGUAACAAAAAUCAGAGCUGGAGUUAACUCAUACCAAUAGAACCAUUACACAUAAAUAAAUCGCUUUAUCUGCGCAAAGACAGAAACUUUCGCGACGAUUUUGAUUUCAACUUUGAUAAAUUUCUGGCUUCUGUUAUUUCUUAGCACCGGACAAUGAAUAUGAUCAUAGUUCACAGAACCCAGGAUAUAUCGAUCAAAUCAGCAAUAAUAUGGUUUGUGAAAGAGGUAGCCGUGUGAUCUCACUGCUCAGGCCCCAUAGGCAACAAUUAUGCAUGUGCAUUGAUAUGUAUUUCAAUUUACUUGAGGUUUGUCGGAUUGCUUAUUUUAACUUUUUUCGACCACACACUUGCUACCAAAAAAUAUA